This is a messenger RNA of Mercenaria mercenaria, 902 nucleotides long. RefSeq lists its product as uncharacterized. The coding region runs from base 135 to 695 and encodes 186 amino acids. The record is from RefSeq and is a predicted model, not a curated record. The transcript is spliced from 6 exons. NCBI's taxonomy places the organism in Eukaryota, Metazoa, Mollusca, Bivalvia, Venerida, Veneridae.
AAACAUUCACACAAACGAGCAACAUGCGGAUAUGUUUCGUUAUCUUUGUGUUUAAUCUUCGUUCACUCCGCUUUUACAAAGCCUCUGUGACUUUCACUGGGGCUGUCUAAACAGGCAGGGUUUUUUUGUGAAGUAUGGUGACGUUUACGAUGACGAGUCUCGUGUUUUGCACGUUCUUCACGCUCUGCACGAGUAUUACAAUAGGACUUCCGGAAGAUCACGUGGAUGUAGGCUCGUGUUUUGACAGGGCUUGCAUUUCUGAGCUAGAUUGGCAUGAAAUUGGAGAGAAAUGGCAUAACUUCCGGCUGACGGUAAAAGCCAUGAAUGACAGCAGAUCGGACGAUAUGAGAAAGGCGAUAUGGCGGGUUUUUCAAAACGACAAUACAUGGAAUGGAGACGAAAAACAAAUCGCUAGGAAUAUGAAGGAUAUACGUAACAUGAGAAGUAUUAUGGACAAAAGAACGGAGGAAAUUCGAGCUGUGCAACUGAAAGAUGCAACAACAAGGUAUGACCAUCAGGCGAUUAUAGCGAUGGAGGGAGACACUACUGUAGCAAAGGCAGCACAUUUUCUAUACAACAAACACCCGUCAGUCUCCACUUUGUAUGAGUACAGUCCUAAAACUGACACACUAAAAGUCAUUGCCGGAAAGGAACAUUUUCUAGGGGAGCACAGUCGAGUUCAGGUAAAUGUAUAAGCGGCCAUUAUUUUUUUUUUUAUUAUUAUUAUUUUUUUGCUCAUUUGUGAAUUGGUCGGUGCUAUCCGAGCAUAGCUUCAUAUUAACUCUACAGUUCAGACAUUUUUAGCCUGCUUAAUUGACUUUCUGGGGAAAUUUAACGCCAAUAACGCAUAAAAAAGCAGAAGUGUGUCAAAUCCUAUACGUCUCUGUAGAAUUGAAGUUGGC